CUCAAGGUCACGUCAAAUUCCGUGCAUUUAACCACUUCCAGUUCAAUCAUACGACAACCGGAAUGUAUUGAAACGUUAAAUCAACAAUAAAAGAAAGCAUUUCACAAAAUGGCACAUUGCUUACGACACAUUACGAGCAAAUUUAUAUCAAUAACGUCAAUUAUCACUCCACGAAACCAUGUCAUCAAGUACGAAAAACCUAACCUCUAUUCCAAGGAUAUUUGCCUCGAACAGUAUUCUACCCACGCCAAAUUCAACGAAUCUGAAGAAUUUGUACCGAAGUCUUUGUUUGUGAAAGUUACAGAUAACCGAGAAUGCUCUAGUGAUAUUGUUACGAAAGAAAAUGUGUUUCAUAUAGAAGAUGUUGACACGAUUAGGAAACACUUAAUUAGCUCUCACUUAAAAUUCAGUACAGUUAGGCCUACUUCACAAGACCAUGAACUAUUAUUUUGUGACCCAACAGAACCGAACAAACCUAGUCCUGAUAAACUCAGCCACGUGUAUGAUGUUCUCAUGAAUAAUUUACCCAAUUUUUUCACUAAGACCAUGGAUUAUAGCAUAUAUCAUCCAGAGCUGGUUUUUGAAAAUAAUAUCAGGGGCACGACGACAGUGGGGUUGUAUCACUACGUGAAACAGCUAGCUUUGCUCAGAACCGUAGCGCACUUAAAAUAUGCAUAUGUAAAUUUUGAAGUGCUAAAAAUUACAAAGCAUCCUGAAGACUCCACGAUCAAAGUGAGGUGGCGCAUCAGGGGCAUAUCCGCGUUGAAGGUGAUGGUAACGUUUUGGAAGUACAAGCUCUGGAAUUUUCGGGAAAUUUUUGAUAAAACUGAAGCUUGGUACGACGGCUUUUCCACGUUUCACGUGAAUACGAAAGGAGAGGUUUAUAAACAUGUAGCUGAUAAGAUGAUGCCGGAUUCCGAUCGAGCACCCGCAAAAGUACCAGUUACUCCUCUAGAUACAGCAAAGUUGGCGUUGAUCACUGGUUUAAUACCGAAAUUUACUGAUAUAUAUUCCAUUACCUAACUUGAUGUUUAGGUUAGAUAUUUAUUUAUAAUUUAAGUAUUAUUCUGUUGUGAAGCAGUCCUUAUCAAAUUUAUAUUUAAACCAUAAUUUCGCUUUUGUAGAACGUUGUGUUAAUAAAAAAUUAAAUUCGAAUAAA
This is a messenger RNA of Zophobas morio, 1159 nucleotides long. RefSeq lists its product as uncharacterized. NCBI's taxonomy places the organism in Eukaryota, Metazoa, Arthropoda, Insecta, Coleoptera, Tenebrionidae. The coding region runs from base 109 to 1023 and encodes 304 amino acids. The transcript has 6 exons. The record is from RefSeq and is a predicted model, not a curated record.